Camelina sativa (false flax) is the source of this 692-nucleotide messenger RNA. Its product is annotated as succinate dehydrogenase subunit 7A, mitochondrial-like. Gene Ontology annotation, cellular component: respiratory chain complex II (succinate dehydrogenase). The record is from RefSeq and is a predicted model, not a curated record. Lineage: Eukaryota; Viridiplantae; Streptophyta; Magnoliopsida; Brassicales; Brassicaceae.
UGAAAGUAAAAAAAAAAACGCAAAAUUACAAAUUUAAGUCUUUUAUUAUUACUACAAGCUUCUUCAUCCGUCUUUGUUAAUUUUGGUACCCCCAAUCGUCUUCGUACUGCUGAAAUCUUUGCUCCUCAUCGGAAAUGGCGUUUCUACUCAACAACACUUUGAUUUCAUCUCAUCUCCGAUCUUCUUCCCAGAAAACGGAUGGUGCUUUGGUUCAAUCCCGUCGUGGGUUCCAUGUGGAGCUAGGUGCUCGCGAGAAAGCUCUCUUCGCUGAGGAUGCGUCUUUGAGGAGAUUCAAGUCGCAUAAGAAAGGAUUGCACAGAUUGAAGAGGGUUGGAGAUGUGCUCACUGUUGUCGUUAUUGCCGGUAUGGAAUGCUAUUUUCAUUAAGAGAUUAACUCUUACAGGGAGGUUCAUUAGGAGGAUCAGCAACUGUUGCAGCAAGAAAAUGUAUGAUGUCACUUGGUCGUGAUAAUGGUGAAAUUCAUGAAGGAUUACACGAAAUUCAGGAAGGAUUCUUAGAACUUCAUAAUGACCUUCAUAACAAGUUUAGAUUUUAGGAUGACUUUCAUAAAAAUUCUGGAUAUUGGUAAACACUAGGGUAACACAAAAUGAUACCAUUUCCCUUUACUAAUGGAGUUUUCUUUCUAUGUUUUACAUUUUUUUUUUAGUAAUGCUGAGUUUUUAUGUUGGACU